Molecule: messenger RNA, 882 nt
Organism: Melampsora larici-populina 98AG31
Lineage: Eukaryota; Fungi; Basidiomycota; Pucciniomycetes; Pucciniales; Melampsoraceae
Exons: 3
Coding region: 1-882 (293 amino acids)
Source: RefSeq, a predicted model, not a curated record
AUGGCUGCUGCUGUGUUAGGGAUUUUUGAACACUUGCAGCCAGGAAUUCCAGGUGCCUGUGCCCGUUACUACUUUGGGGACUGUUCAAAAGGGUACCCUUGUCAGCUGCAUGAUGCACUUAUGCAGUCCUUGAUAAGGGUUAACAAUGCUCUGACUGAAUUACAAGCAUCAAUUGAAAAUCAACCAAUCAAAGUCAGCCAACUUUCACAGCUUAAAGGAGGCUCUUUGAGGUUGGAAGCAAACUCUAUAUUGGCAGCAAACUGGCUUAUGACAUUUUUGGGAACAUGGGGACCUAGGGUAGAUCCAGAUUUCACUCCAAGGUCUCAAUUGUACAAGGUUGUCUUGAAAGGUCUACCCAGGGGUAUCUUUGAUAAAAAUAAACAUCAUCUGAUUGACAAGAUUUGUGAUUCCAACAAUAUUGACCCAAGAAACAUUGACCAAUUGCACUAUUCUAGGUGUGCAGGUGGGAAUUCAAUGAUCAUAUGUACAUAUUCUCAAGAGAUUGCUAAAUCAAUAGAGCAGAAGGGUCUCAAAAUUGAAAAAUCAUUGAUUAAGUGCCACAGAUAUAUAAAGAUUAAUGAGCAAUGUGAAAAGUGUUUGAAGAUUGGCCAUCAUUACUACUGGUGCAAAUUCAAUACAAUUUGUGAGAGGUGUGGUGGAGGACAUUGGAGUCAUACUUGUAAAGGCCAGGCAUCAGGUAAAUGUCAUGUGUGCUUAACAGAACGGUCAUCAAGCUCUACUCAACCACUUGACAUCAACAGUCUAGAAUUCAACCAUUCAGCAUACAGUAAUAAAUGCCCCACAAAAUUGGAAGCUAUUCAGAAAUAUAAUGACAUAAAAAUCAGAUUUGAAGCUGAAAUUUUGAAGGCUAAAAAAUCCUGA